AUGUUUGAAAACAUUCCAAAUUGUUCCCAACUCAACAAUGAAAGUAAGAUUCAGUCAAUCCACUACCCUCAGAAACGUUUUUAUCGCCAAAGAGCACAUAGCAAUCCAAUGUCUGAUCACGAUCUAGUCUACCCUCUUUCUCCAGAAAAGUAUUUUUUUCGAGUAAAAAUUUUCAAAAAAUUCUUUUUAAGAAUGGAUUGGUCUCAACUUUUUUCUUCUUCUUCAAGUAAUUCUUUGCCUCAAUUUGCUGAUAUUGGUUGUGGAUAUGGAGGUCUGUUGGUUAGACUUUCGCCCAUGUUUCCUGACAUUAUGAUGGUUGGAAUGGAGAUUAGAGUCAAGGUCUCAGAUUUCGUUCAAGACAGAAUCAAAGCUUUGAUAGAGCAAAACCCCUCAAAAUAUGGAAAUAUCUGCUGUGUCAGAAGCAAUGCAAUGAAGAACAUUACAAACUUUUUCUUCAAAGGACAACUUGACAAGAUGUUUUUUCUCUUCCCAGAUCCUCAUUUUAAGAAGACAAAGCACAAAUGGAGGAUAAUUUCAACAAAUUUGCUUUCUGAAUAUGCUUAUGUUUUGAAACCUGGAGGUUUGUUUUUGUUUAGAAUUGGUUGA
Messenger RNA from Meloidogyne enterolobii, 606 nucleotides. The record is from the annotation of a GenBank genome assembly. NCBI's taxonomy places the organism in Eukaryota, Metazoa, Nematoda, Chromadorea, Rhabditida, Meloidogynidae.